Molecule: messenger RNA, 8250 nt
Organism: Closterium sp. Naga37s-1
Lineage: Eukaryota; Viridiplantae; Streptophyta; Zygnematophyceae; Desmidiales; Closteriaceae
Source: the annotation of a GenBank genome assembly
AUGGAGCCCGGAAAAUCCAGCGACGGAUACGGCGAAACAGAGAAUGCAUUGACAACUGUCUUACCACCAGUAGCUUGGAGUGGAACCCAAAGCGAUGGCAUUGGAGGGCGAGAGGAACAGGAACGGGACAGCUCUAACGGUUUCCCGGCUAGCGACGAUUUCGGUGCGACCGGCGCAGACGGAGCGGCGGGACGGACAAGCUCCAAUGAUAAUGACUUCAACCAGGCCUUGCUUUUCACCAACUCAUGCACUUUCGCUCCCCUCUUACUCCAUACCCCCUCCCUCUCCUGUUCCGCCCCUACCGCGUCCGCCAAUCCGACUAACACCCUCCCCCCCCCCCUCUCCCCCCUCCCUCUCUUCCCCCUUCCCCUCUGCCCUCUCCCCCCUCACACCUCCCCUUCAACACCCCCGCGUCUCCGCCGGCCCCGCUUCCGCCUUCCGCAGCCGCGCGAGGCCCCGUUUCCCCUGCGCCACCGCCACCGCCUGCAGCUGCACGUGGCCAUCCCCGGCAGUCCCGAGGGGCACGAUGGGGGAGCGCAAGGCGGAACCCACAGGGCGGGGGUGGCUGGUUCCGCUGCCGGCGCUAGUGCAGCGAAUGCGCGGAUAGGCGCAGGCACGGGCAUGGGGUUGGGGGGGGGCAUGGGUAUGGGUGGCGCAGGGAUAGAGACAGACAUUGGCGGCCUUCCAUGGAGCAUGGGGGAUGGGAUGGGGCCAUUCUUAUCUUAUUCAGGAGCAGGGGCAGCAGGAGCAGGAGCAGCAGCAGGGGGUGAGCUGAGUCCCCCCAGCAGGGCGGUGGAUGCUCUCAUCGGGAGCUCCGUGGAGUCUUUCCUCUUUGAUGACAUGGACAGCUUCUUUGGAGCAUCACUCAGCAUUGUCACCUCCCCUACUGUCACCUCCCCUCCUGUCUCCUCCGCUCCUGACAUCCUCACCCUCGAUCAGCCCUCCUCCCCUUCCUCCUCUCUCUCCUCCCCCACGCUCCCCUCCUCUCCCUCUGCUGCAACCGUCCCUGGAUCGACCACACAUGGGUCGUCCCAGUCACCCUCUCAUCCCUCCUCCACCCACCCUCCUUCAUAUCCGCCUGCUUCGGCCGCGUUCUCUGCAGCUGCUGAGUCAGGUGGUCCUGCCGCUGAGUCAAAUGGCCUAGCCACCGAGUCAGGUGGUGCGGACGCACGGGCUUCGGCUGAUUCCCAGGGACACGUGGCGGAUCAGGGAGCAGCAACAGCUGCAGCCGCAGCAGCAGCAAUAGCAACAACAGCAGGAGCUGGGGAAGGGGAAGCGGCAGGAGCAGGAGAAGCAGGGAGAGAGAGCGACACAGCACGAACCAGCACAGGGGGCAGUGAGGGAAGGCGGCAGGGGCAAGAAGCGGGGAAGAGCAUGGCGCCAGGGGGAUUGUCACUCCCCAACAGCAUCCACAGCGGCUCUACCAGCAAACCGGAGGCUCUGAACCGCCUGGGUGUGGGUCUGGAGGUCUUCCCCUCUGACCUCUGGAGCCCUUCUGAUGCUCAUGUUCGCAGCCCUUUUGGCAUUGGCAGCCCUGCUGCUGCUUCUGACUCGGCUCUGCCCUCCUCGCCCUCUCGCAUGCGUCGCCGCAGUAGGCAUGGGGUUGUUCCUGCGACGGGUGCUGCUGCAGGUGGUGUGGCUGGUGCGGGUGGGUCGGGACUGAGUGCCAGACUGAGCAGCAGCGGCAGCAGCAGCGGCAGCAGCAGCGGCAGCAGCAGCACAAGUGCCGUAGCUGCUUCGGUUCCCCCGCCUGCGCCUCCUCCUCCUCCCGAUUCGUCUUUUGCAUCUGCGUCCGUGGGGGUUGAGGGCACGGAACGUAGCGACAACCAUGGGAGCACGACGAGUAGCAGCAGCAGAAGCAGCAGCGGCGGUGGCGCCAGUGGUGACAGUCGGAGCAAGGGCGGCAGUGUGAGCCCCCGGGCGGCAGCUGACGUGGAGCUCACCUCGCCAAGCUUUUCCUCCUGGAACCUCUCAACUCUCCCCCUCCCUGCCGUCCCUCCUCUCUCCUCCCUUCCCCUGCCCGCCGUCCCUCUCCCUUGCUCCUCUCCCCUGCCUCCCUCUGUGCAUGCACCGGUUUUGUCUACUUCUGCUGCUGCUGCUGCUGCUGCUGCUGCUGAUGGUAGCAGAAGUGGGGAAGGCAGCAGUGGGGACAUCACUGGUCAAGCGAGCAGCAGCGAGGCGAAGCCUAGCGAGGCAACACGGGCAGAGCCAAGGGCAGAUGGUUGGGAAGAGGAGCACGGGGCACAGGGCUUACGCGGAGGGCACGGGCAGGAACAGGGAUUGGGAGGAGGGCAGGGGCAGGGGCAGGGGCAGGGGCAGGGGCAGGGGCAGGGGCAGGGGCAGGGGCAGGGGCAGGGGCAGGGGCAGGGGCAGGGGCAGGGGCAGGGGCAGGGGCAGGGGCAGGGGCAGGGACAGGUGCAAGGACAGGAGGCACAGGCAGCUUCCACCACCCGGCUCACCCUUCCAGCCUUCACCAGUAGCGAACUCCCCUGGCGGAGGGAAAAAACGCCUCCCCCGUUCACUCAACCCCUGGGGGUUGCAACAGUAGCAGCAACAGCAAGGGAGCAGAGCGGAGAGCGAGUGGCAGUACCAGCAGAGCCUGGUGGGAGCGAGGGAGGAGAAAGGGUGGAAGCAUUGGACGCACUUCCUUCCCCUCCUUCGUCUCCUGAGGUUCCUCUUUUUACACUUGAACCAGCCACCCUUGUAUCGUUUUCACAGAUGAGGGGGGCGGAUAGGGAAGGUGGGGCGCAGGAAGGGGACGGGAAGGCGGGAGAGGAUGCAGGGAAGAACGCCUCUCGCUCUGCGUCACACUCGGAAAUACCACUGGCCCGCUCUGAGUACGGUGCUGGGGACGAGCCCACCUCCCACUCCUUCCCCUCCAUCCGCGCGCUCAUUCAAGCUGCCUCCUCUGCCGCCCCUCCCGCUGCCUCUGCUGCUUCUUCUUCUUCUGCUCCUUUGGCUUCUGCUGCCUCUACUUCUGCCUCUGCCGCUGCUGUUGCUGCUAUUUCCUCUCCUCCUCCGCGCCCUUCAAGAAUGCUUCAAAAGACGGGCCGGAAUAGUCUUUCCCUCCCCGACUCGGUCCUUUCCCGGGCAGCAGAUGCUAUUCUGGCGGAGUCCAGAGGAAACGGGGCAGUGCCAUUUGGGGGUGAGAGAGAGAGAGAAAGGGAGAGGGACACGACCCUAUCCGCCUCUCCUCUCUCGCACACCUCUCCUAUCCCCCCUCCAAAGGAUCUUAGACUACUGGUGGUGGCAACAACCUCUGCGCAAGCAGCCUCAGCAUCAGUAUCAUCACCAACAGCAGCAGCAGCAGGUGCAGGAACCUUUCCAGAAGAACCCGCCGUGCGCUCCCCUCGGUGGAGCUCAAUGGAUGCCCCGGCUUCGCCUCGCCUCUCCUGCUUCCUCUCCCCCCGCCGCACCUUCCGAAACGAAAUGCGGCAGCAGCGAUGGGGGAGAGAUGGGAGGGACUUGAGGGAGGGGUCUGCUAGUCCUGGUUCCUCCCCUGGUGUAUCCCCUCGGGGGUUUAGGGAGGGAGUAGGGUUCAGGGGCGGGUUUAGGUCUUUGUCGGUUGGGGGGGAGGUGGGGACCGUGGGGUGGAAGUAUGCUGCUGGGAGCAGUGGGCUUAGGCAGGUGGAAGGGGGGAGGCGCACGGAGGACGAGGAAGGGAGAGCGGAUGAAGGGGAAAGAAUGGGGGAGGAGGGGACAAGGAGGGGGGAGGACGGGGGAAAGGAAGAGGCGGACCCUUCUGCUGUUCCUCCCCAUGCUGCUUCCCCCUCUGCUGAUCCCCCCUCUGCUGAUCCUUCCCCUGCUGUUCCCCCUCCUGCUCUCCCACCCACUGCUGUGGGACUUGCCUCGCCCCCACUUCACUCUAUGGUACCGCUACUGCAAUCCCUCCUGGCGCAACUAGACUCGACAGGCUUGUCUGGGGGAAAGGAAGAGGCGGAAGGGCAGCAGGAGGGAGUGUCGGAGGGCGUGGUGGGAGGUGGAGUGCGGUGGGAAGGAGCAGGCGGACGGGAUAGGGAGGGUGAGGCGGGUGAACUAGGUCAACGGGUUCGGAAGAGGGAUGCAGCGAGGGAACUCGAAAAGGCUCUUAGAACUUUCCUAGGCACGAUUGGGGAGAGCAGUGGAGGGGGGAGUGUGGCGGUGGCAGGGGGGAGUGGAGGAACAGAAGGGGAGGAAAGAGAGGGUGGUGACGAGACAAGGGUGCUUGGGAGGGAGGGAAGCGCAGGGGAGUGCAGAGCCCCGGGUGAUGACUUGUCAGGUGAAGUGUCAGGUGAGAGGGUAGGUGAAACGUCAGGUGCACGUUUGGGGGUGGUGGGGGAGAGAGGCGUGGGUGUGGAAGGAGAAGGGUUGGGCAGUGGGGAGGAGGAGCAGGGGAAGCUGUGUGGGACUGCAGUUGGGGAGAGAGGUAGAGACGAAGAGAGAAGGGGGCAGCAGGGAGAGAGGAGAGGGGCGGAGGGGCAUCAGGUAGUGACCCUUGACAGCAAUUGGGGAAGCAGUGUGAGCAGCAGCUUGGGAAGCAGCAGCAGCAGCUCAAGGAACAGUCUCAACAAGAGUGUGAAAAUCAGUGAGGAUAGCAGCCUAGGCAGCAGUGUGGCUUGUGGCGGGGACUCCAGUGCUUCUUCUGGUGAUGGUGCUGCUGGCGGUGGCAGCAGGGCAGGCGAGGGUACAGGUGAGCUAGAGAGUGGUAGGUUACUGUUGGUGAAGGGAGGAGUGUCGAUUGUGGGAGAUAGGGAAGGAGGAGCUGGGCUGGGGCCGGAGGGGAAGGGGAGAGAUGAUGGGGUGGGGAGAGAGGAGAGGCAGGGGAGGGAGACAGAGGAGUGUGGAGAAGAGGAGAGCGGAAAGGAAGCACAGAGGGAGGGGGAGGAGCACGAUGCGAGUGUGGAAAGGGAUGAAAAGGAGGAAAAGGAGCAGAGGGAGGGCGAUUCAUCGUCAGAGGAGGAGUUUUACGAGGCAGAGGAGGGGGGAGAUGGCAUGAGUCUGGGACUGGGGGAGGAGGAGGACGCUGUUGUUGACGCUUUUCUCAACUACCAGGAUGACGAUGAGGAGGCAGUGGGGGCAGGGGGGGCAGAGGCGGCGGAAGGGAAAGAGGGUGGAAAAGGGGGAGAGGGGUUGGGGGGACGAGAGGGGGCGGAGGAGGGAAAGGGUGGAAAGGGGGCAGAGGGGGAAAAGGGGUCUAUUUAUGAGGCGCCUCGAAAAGAGGGGCCAGCAGGAGGAAAGGACGAGACGAGGGGAGCAGUGGUGGGCGUUUCUCUGGAUUAUGGGGAGGGGACGGAGGAGAUGAAGACGCAGGGAGGAGGAAAGGAAGGAAGAGAGGGCGAGAGGAGGGGAGCAAUGGGGAAGGAAGAGGAAGGGAAGAGAGAGGAAGGGAAGGGAGAGGAGGUGGUGAGGAGUGGUUUGAAUGGAAGAGAUGAACUGGAGGAGGGCGAGAUGGCAGAUGGAGGAGAGACGAGGGUGGAGGAGAAGGGGGCGAUUGUAAUGGAGUCUAGUGUGGAUGGGGUUGAUGGCAAGAUAGAAGCAGCAGUGACUGGAUUUGGUAAAGGAGAAGAGGUGGAGGGAGAGUCAUUGGCAGAGGAAGAGGCAGAGGCAGGGAGAACGAGACACAGAGAGGCUGAGGUUGAAGAGGGGUUGGGAUCAGGAGAAAGGAGAGGAGAGGAAGGGGGAGAAGGGAUGGGUGAGGGGAAGGGAGAGGGUAACGAAAAGGGGAAGGAAGAGGGGAAGGGAGAGGGUAACGAAAAGGGGAAGGAAGAGAGGAAGGCUGGCACUACGGGUGAUGGGGCGCAGGGAGUUGAAGAAAAGGAACCAAGCAGUGGGGUGCUGAUCAGUGCCGGGGAGUUAGUAGGAGCAACAGGGGAUGAGGGACCGGAGGGUACGGGGCUAAAUACCGCAGUGUGUGCAGAGGGAAGGUCGGAUGGUGAGUCUGAGCGCGAUAGUUCAGGAACCGGGGUGAGGGAAGGCGUGGAAAAGUUGGCUCCAGGUGCAUUGCUGCUGCCUGAUGGGCUCACACCGACAGAGGACGAGGAGAGGGCACAAACAGCAGCAGCAGCAGCAGCAGCAGCAGCAGCAGCGGCGGCGGCGGCGGCGGCGGCAGCGGCGGCAGUGGCGGCGGCGGUACAGGGAGAUGGACAAGAGGCAUUGCUACCACCACAUUCAUCAGCACAGGCAGCAGCAGCAGCAGAAGAAGCAGAAGAAGCACCUGCAGGGGCGGCAGCGGCAGAAGCCACUGUCGCAGAGGCGAAAGAAGAAGGUGACACCCUCUCAGGACGUACACCGUCUCAAGCAUCACAAGCACGAGAAGAACCAUCGGCAGCAGGAGCAGUGGAAGCAGACAGACUGGAUAAGCUCACCCCCACCACUGUCCUUCCCCGCCCCGCUGCCACUCCCUCCAACACCCACACCACCACCCCCCCUAAGGCCCACUCCCCCUCUGAUCCCCACCCCUCUCCCUCCCCCAUAUCCUCCCUCUCCUCUCCUCUCCACUCCUCACCCCCAGCUCACACCGGCCCAGUUUCCCACUCUCCGCCAUCGUCCCACCCCUCCCCACCAUCCCACACAUCUCCGCAAUCCCACUCUUCUUCUUCCACCAACAACCCCCAUUCCCCUUCCCACACCUCUUCCAGCAAGUGGGGUGCGGGGGGGUCACUUCCCCGCCCCUUGCGUUCCUCCUCCCUCAAAGUCUCCUCGUCGCUCUCUCUCUCUGCUGCUGGCUCUCGACUCAUGUCCCGCGUCCGCUCUGUCACCCGGUCUAGAAGCAGUGGGGGGAGUGCGGGUAUGGGGGCGACCGGUGGAGGAGGGAGUGGGGAUGCGGGAAAUGGUGGGAGUCCAAGAGGGGUGGGGAGGGAUGGGGAGGGGGAGGAGAGGGGUGAGGAGGGGAUUAUGAGAGAUGGUCUGAGUGAUGAAGGGGGUGGAAAGGGAUUGGAUCAGUUGGAGAGCGGUGCUGAGGCGCGUGCAGUGGUAGCAGGUUUGAUUGAUGGUGAUGUGGCACCGAGGGUUGGAGGAGGGGCGGUGGGAGGGGGGAGAGAUGGGGAGGAGGGAGUGGAGUCGAGAGAAGGGAGAGACGGGGGGGAGACUGGGGGAGAUGACAGGAGUGACAAAGAAGGGAAAGGGCUGGAGAAAGGAGGUGAACCAAAACAGCUACAAUUCCAUCAGCAGCAACUACACGUUGGGGGGGACACUAAGGACAUGGACAACUCGACUUCUCCACUGCACACCAUGGACUCGUUGGCUGCUGCCCGGCGUAGAGCUGGCUUCACGUGCUGUGUAAGGCCGCAUGUGAAGGACAGCGUACUGAAUCCAGACAUCAGAGAACCCCUGUUGCAACGCGCCGCGGCGGCAACGACGCCGGCAGAUGCUGACGGAUCAGUAAACGGCGAGGUGACGUUAUCCGUCAACGAUUCGUCGGCAGGACUUGAAACGGCAUUGUCUCCGUCACCUUCGUCUUUCUCGGACGGCAAUCUCCUUCGCGAUCCGGGACAGCCUACUCAUUCCAAGUUCUCCGUCCGCGGCUUGACCAUCCAAUCCCCGAAAGGUGACGGAUCUCCGCCGCUCCUGUCGGACGUGAGCCUCGAAGUUCCACGUGGCAAAAUCACCGUUCUUGUCGGCCCUAGCGGCAGCGGCAAGACCACUCUCCUACGCACUCUUAAUCGCCUCACCGAGCCGCCUCGGAACUCCGUGUUCCUUGAUGGCACCGACAUAACUUCCUUGAAGCUUCCUGUUAUCACCCUCCGGCGCCGCGUUGGCAUGCUCUUCCAGACCCCGAGCCUCUUCGACGGUACCGUUGCUGACAACAUCAGGUUCGGGCCGAACCUCGAGGUUCGGCAGCUCCCAGACGAGAAGAUCCACGAGCUACUCAGUCUCUCCGGGCUCGAGCCGUCGUUCGUGGAGCGGGAUUCGCGGAGCCUAUCCGGGGGACAGGCGCAGCGCGUGGCGCUCGCGCGCGCUCUGGCGAACGACCCCGAGGUGCUGCUAUUGGACGAGCCGACGAGCGCGUUAGACCCCGCGGCGACUCUUAAAGUGGAGCAAGCCGUGCAGACGCUGUGCCGCGAGCGAGGCCUGACGGCGGUUUGGGUCAGCCACAGCGCGGAACAGGUGCUGCGCGUGUCGCAUUCGCUCGUGCUGCUGCGCAACGGCGCGGUCGCGGACGCGCUGCCCACGGCGCUGCUGCGUUCACCGGACCCGGCUCUGCGCGCCGCGCACCACCUCGUGCACGAGUUCCUGGGGGGCUUGCUCCAGGGCAGCGCGGACAGGGAGUAG